AGUACGAAGGUUACGACUGCGGAAGAAACGGCAUUGUGUCGGUGCCAGAAGAACCGACGAAGAAAGUGUUGGAGACUACGAAAUCAUCCUCCCAGUUGAACCAGAACAGUCAUCGGGAGGAGACCAGCUGGUGGGUGGCGGAGGAGGGUGGGCAUCAAGAUAUAAGGGAGCGUGACAAGGGUGUAGCGGUGGCGGGUGAGCUGGCUUGCCUCGCGGGUUACAUGGCAGGGUACUUGAAGGCGGCGGGCGCUACUUGCGCUCCGACUGGAACUCCUCAGUACCAUGCCCAUGGUCACCCAGCGAUGGGGGUCGGCACUCAUCCGCACCCGCAUUCACAUCCGCACCCAGGAGCUCCUCACCCAGGAUUACAUUCGCCUUUCACUCUUACGACGCAUGGUCAUCCACAUCCACAUCCGUUGGAGCAUGGGCUGGCCGCUUUUCCUCAAGGGAUGAAUCAACGAAAACAACGCCGUGAACGGACCACGUUCACCCGAGCGCAGUUGGACGUGCUCGAAGGACUUUUCACUAAAACGAGAUAUCCCGAUAUCUUUAUGCGGGAGGAGGUGGCGCUGAAGAUCAAUCUGCCUGAAUCACGAGUACAGGUAUGGUUCAAGAAUCGUCGAGCUAAAUGCCGACAGCAACUGCAACAGCAGCAGCAAACCUCGCCCUCGAAGGGAUCACCGCGGUCCACUCAGAGCCAAAAUAACGGGAACAAUGGCACCAAGAUGUCGACGAGUUCGUCGACGGCACCCAGCAGACGCUCGUCGCCUGUCUCGCCACCGCGCGGCAAGGAAGCACCGGGUCCAAACUCGCCUCUGUUGUCCACGAGCUCGACGUACCCGCGUCUCGGCGUGACGCCGACCGGCGGAAGCGGCGCGAACAGCGCCAUGACCACUCCGUCGCCGCCGUUAACACCGGGCUCGAGCCAACUGCCACCUUCGUCGUACCCGCCAGCGAUGAACCAGAUCCAUCACGGCGAAUACGGCUUCACAUGGAGUUCAGCGUCGCCGGGCUCGGUGAACCCGAGCCAAUGUUACGCCGGGCAGAGUUACAACGCGUAUCAGAACCCGUACACAAGCGGCGACUACUAUCAAACCCAGAUCUCGCAUAUGCAUCACAGCCCCCAGGGGAACUAUCACCAUCCGCAGUAUCACCACAAUAUGACGUUAACGUCGUCGAUGUCGCACUUGACCAGCCACCAUUUGAACCCGACCAGCAGCAACGACAUGGCAACGUCGCCGUCGGACACCGACGGUUACAUACUGCCUGAUCAAAAGUAUCAGACGAUGGUAUAGCGGUCCAGCAGAUCGUCCGGGAUCUUUCAUCGCGGCCAAGAUGGCACCGUCGCCGCUGGAUCGUUCCCUACGUACAACUGGCGCCUCAAUUCUACAACAAACUGUUCCGAAAUGAACGGUAACAUCGAUUCAGACGAUAACUGAUAGACGCGUGGAUAAUGAUGACGAUGACGAUGAUGA
Messenger RNA from Frieseomelitta varia, 1475 nucleotides. Its product is annotated as homeobox protein OTX2-like. Gene Ontology annotation, molecular function: RNA polymerase II cis-regulatory region sequence-specific DNA binding; DNA-binding transcription factor activity, RNA polymerase II-specific. The coding region runs from base 222 to 1295 and encodes 357 amino acids. Gene Ontology annotation, biological process: regulation of transcription by RNA polymerase II. NCBI's taxonomy places the organism in Eukaryota, Metazoa, Arthropoda, Insecta, Hymenoptera, Apidae. The transcript is spliced from 3 exons. Gene Ontology annotation, cellular component: nucleus. The record is from RefSeq and is a predicted model, not a curated record.